AUGGCCAGCCUCACAACAGACCAUCUCGUGCUUUUACCAGAACCCCGCCUCAGGCAGCUUUUUAGGCUCUUGGAUCCAAUAAUGACAUACACCCAAUGGCAACUCCUCGCCGAUGCCAUUUACAUCAACACCUCACGGACAAACACCCCACACGGUGUUAAGCCUUUCUGCUGGGAAGAUGACGUCGAGCCGGACGAGUUACCCAGACGCAUCCAAACCAUGCAGCCGCACCCGGGCAACGUUCACUUCCUCACCAUUCUUAAAAUUAAGGAUACCGAGAGAUUCAACACCCGCGACCUCCUCCUCCUCGCCGAAUUGCGCAGCCUGGUCAUCCUGCACAUGGAAGACCGCGGCAUCAAAACAGCCGCUCACUCGGGAUUCUCGUGCAACAAACCGAGCUUGAAUCUAAACAACCACCUCAUCCGAGGUUGGAGCGAGAAAAAAGAACCCUUCCCUUCCCUCCGCAGUCUCAUUCUCUUUGCCAUGCCAGGUUCGCUCAGUAUACACAUGCUGCACUAUGUAACUAAGUUCCCCAAGAUCAAGGCAGUGUACGUCAACUCGCCAAUCACAAACCCGCCGCCGGUCAUCGGCCAGCCGCUGAAGGACGCGCCUGCCUGGGCGCCGGUGGAGUGUUACCGGUACGUGUACUGGGACAUGGACAUGGCUUUGCAGUAUGAGGAGCUGGGACUGGAUAAUCCGUAUGCUACCAUCACUUUGGUGACGCCGCCGGAGCCGGGACAGGUGAACACCAAUAAGGGUUUACUGAGCAAUUUGUGCAUAUGGGAGUUUUCCAGGGAUUGGAAUGUUGAGGUGCAGGCUGAGGAAGCGCCUACGGUAGUGGUAACGCAGCCUAAGAGGAAGGCUACUACUGAGAGCGCGGGGGUAAAGCCGAAGAAGAAGUCGCAGAAGAUUGGGGAUUUAUUGAGUAGUUUUGGAUGA
Podospora anserina S mat+ is the source of this 939-nucleotide messenger RNA. RefSeq lists its product as uncharacterized. The transcript has 2 exons. The record is from RefSeq and is a predicted model, not a curated record. Bases 1 to 939 code for a protein of 312 amino acids. NCBI's taxonomy places the organism in Eukaryota, Fungi, Ascomycota, Sordariomycetes, Sordariales, Podosporaceae.